UGCCUGUUGCUCCCCUGGCUGAAAAGUGCAUGGGCGGAACGGCAAUUUCAACACCGACUAAUAAAGCGUAGCCAUGAUAAACCCCUGCAAGUAGCUUUGGCUUUUCUCUCAAAAUACCCGUCAACAUAUGGGGGGAAAUACAGUUUAACGCGGAUAUAUAUGUGGUAUGGAGUUUUCUGAACCAACCUGCUCCUCUGAAGAAGAAAUAUCCAAUUCCAUCAGCUGGGUCGAAAUGCAGAGAUCCAAAAGCCCUUUCAUCGCCACUGUCAAUGCAGUCGCGUCGCGGCAGGAGCUGCGGUGGAUCAUCGAGCCGGUGAUGCAGAGUGAGAGCCUGGACCACAGCAAAGGAGAUGCACAGCUCAGUCCGGAUGAAGAGGAAAAGAGAAGACGGAGAAGAGAGCGAAACAAGAUGGCUGCUGCCAAAUGCCGCAACCGCAGAAAAGAGCUUACUGACCUUCUUCAGGAGGAGAGCGAGCGGCUGUAUAUGGAGCAGGUCGGGCUGCAGAAGCAGGUGAGCUGCCUGCAACAGGAGAAAGAGCAGCUGAAAAUGCUGCUAGCGUCGCAUGCGUCCAUCUGCACACUGGAAAAUCCUCUUUCCUUAGACAACUUUCAGUUGAAAGACAUCUUACCAUCCAGAACUGCAGUCACAAUAAAACAGGAGCCUCUGGAUGGCAUAAGUACGUCGAGACAUUUUGGACUCGAGCAAGCAGUGGAACUGACCGAGGAAGGCCCUGAUUUACACUAAAGGCUGGUUUAUACUUCAGCGUCGAGUGAUCGCCAUGACCCACGGUGCAUGACUUGAGCGUAGUCGUGCAUUUAUACUUCUGCUUUCUUUUUGUACUGCAAUAACACUUCCGAAACACUAGCUGGCAGCAGGUUUUUAUGUUGCUCUGAGUUUCUUCACGGGUGUUUUUUCUGAACGCUACCAGUUACAAGUAGCUAAAUCUCGCUCAUUCUGACGUGGGAACCGGCGGACGUGCAACAACUGUAAUCAUUUGGUAAACACAAAAUAAGAGUUUCCAAAUGGAGUCCCUUCUAGGGACUCGACACUUGUAAACACUCGAUCCAAUGGGUUCGUGCAGCUCCACACACAUCAGUGCUACCAAGCUGACCAAUCACAGAGCUUGUGCUACGCGUCUCACAAUGUG
Messenger RNA from Danio aesculapii, 1148 nucleotides. It is a transcript of the gene fosl2l, whose product is annotated as fos-like antigen 2 like. Bases 167 to 745 code for a protein of 192 amino acids. Gene Ontology annotation, cellular component: nucleus. The transcript is spliced from 4 exons. Gene Ontology annotation, biological process: regulation of transcription by RNA polymerase II. Gene Ontology annotation, molecular function: RNA polymerase II cis-regulatory region sequence-specific DNA binding; DNA-binding transcription factor activity, RNA polymerase II-specific. Lineage: Eukaryota; Metazoa; Chordata; Actinopteri; Cypriniformes; Danionidae. The record is from RefSeq and is a predicted model, not a curated record.